This is a messenger RNA of Vitis riparia (riverbank grape), 2960 nucleotides long. RefSeq names its product exocyst complex component EXO84B. The coding region runs from base 323 to 2632 and encodes 769 amino acids. Gene Ontology annotation, cellular component: exocyst. NCBI's taxonomy places the organism in Eukaryota, Viridiplantae, Streptophyta, Magnoliopsida, Vitales, Vitaceae. Gene Ontology annotation, biological process: exocytosis; Golgi to plasma membrane transport; intracellular protein localization. The transcript has 7 exons. The record is from RefSeq and is a predicted model, not a curated record.
GAAAGAAACUAGAGAGAGAAAAGGAAGGGGAAAAAAAUCUAGAGAGAGAAAGCGAGGCAGUCGUGGUGUGCUGGCCAGCCACCACCUCCACCACCAAAUUCCAACACGCUUCCGAUCGAUUCCUCCCCGUCGUCUUCCUUCUUUCCUCAGCCCUCCCAUGAUGAUUUCCUCUCUUUUCUGAAUCCCCUAGCAUUUUCAUUUUGUUGUUGUAGCUAUCACUUUCAGAUCUACUAGGAUUAGAAUUUCUCGCACUUCAAAAGAAACCCUAGAAUUUUGGUGUCGCGGAUCUGAGAGACUGCGAGGUUUGGGUGAUUUGAGAGGUAUGACUUCAGUCAAGUCGUCUCGCUCCAGAACCGUUGCUGCCCCGCGGGAGAACGGCGGCGCGAAGUUCGAGGAGAAUCUGAAUGUUUUCAAGACCGAUCAUUUUGAUGCUGAUUCUUAUCUGCAGUCCAAGUGCUCGCUCAACGAGAAGGAGAUAAGGCAAUUAUGCUCAUAUCUAUUGGAUUUGAAAAAAGCUUCUGCGGAGGAAAUGCGUAGAAGUGUCUAUGCUAAUUAUGCAGCCUUCAUUCGCACAUCAAAAGAGAUAUCAGAUUUAGAGGGAGAGCUUUUAUCCAUCAGAAACCUGCUAUCUACUCAGUCAGGCUUAAUUCAUGGUUUAGCUGAAGGAGUGAACAUUGAUUCUUUAUCUAUCACUGUUUCUGAAAGUUCUACUCCAAAUGGAUUAUCUAAUUCUGAAGAUAGAGAACCUUCGGACCUGGAGAAAUGGUUAAUAGAGUUCCCUGAUCUCCUAGACGUUUUAUUAGCUGAGAGGAGAGUGGAUGAAGCUCUGGAGGCCCUGGAUGAAGGAGAGCGUGUAGCUGCUGAAGCAAUAGAAAUGAAAACAUUGAGCCCUGAUACACUUACAUCUUUACAAACUGCUAUAACUGAACGUAGGCAAAAAUUAGCUGACCAGCUUGCUGAAGCUGCUUGCCAACCCUCUACCCGUGGUAAUGAGCUUCGUGCAGCUAUUUCAGCUCUUAAAAAACUUGGGGAUGGCCCUCGUGCUCAUACUUUGCUGCUCAACGCACAUUAUCAAAGAUUUCAGUAUAACAUGCAAAGCCUUCGCCCAUCAAGCACCUCCUAUGGAGGAGCAUAUACUGCUGCUCUCUCACAGCUGGUGUUUUCUGCCAUUGCUCAAGCAGCUAGCGACUCUUUGGCUAUAUUUGGUAAGGAGACAUCCUAUACAUCUGAGCUUGUGAUGUGGGCUACAAAACAAUCUGAGGCUUUUGCGCUUCUUGUUAAAAGACAUGCAUUAGCUUCAUCAGCAGCUGCUGGAGGUUUACGAGCUGCUGCAGAGUGUGUUCAAAUAGCUCUAGGGCAUUGCUCUUUGUUGGAAGCCCGUGGUUUGGCACUUUGCCCUGUGCUAUUGAAACUCUUUAGGCCUAGUGUUGAACAAGCACUAGAUGCUAACCUAAAACGGAUUGAAGAGAGUACUGCUGCUCUAGCUGCUGCUGAUGAUUGGGUACUUACAUAUCCUCCAACUGGUACACGCCAAUCUGGCAGGCCUUCUAGUAUGUCUCUUGGUAACACAACAGCAUUCCACCAUAGACUUUCAAGUAGUGCUCAUCGGUUUAAUUUGAUGGUCCAGGAUUUCUUUGAGGAUGUAGGUCCACUCUUAAGCAUGCAGUUAGGAGGUCAAACACUUGAAGGCUUGUUCCAGGUGUUUAAUUCAUAUGUGAAUUUGCUCAUAAAAGCACUCCCAGGAUCCAUGGAAGAAGAAGCAAAUUUUGAAGGUACUGGAAAUAAAAUUGUCCGAAUGGCUGAGACUGAAGAGCAGCAGAUUGCAUUGCUAGCAAAUGCAUCAUCAUUAGCAGAUGAGUUGCUUCCACGAGCAGCCAUGAAACUUUCUCCAUUGAACCAGGCAAAUUUUAAGGAUGAUCCUCGUAGAAGACCUUCUGAUAGGCAAAAUCGACAUCCUGAGCAAAGAGAAUGGAAGAGGCGACUUGUAAGCACAGUUGAUAGGUUGAAAGAUAGUUUUUGUCAACAACAUGCUCUUGAUCUCAUUUUUACGGAGGAAGGUGAUAGUAAUCUUAGUGCAGACAUGUACAUAAAUAUGGAAGGAAAUGUGGAUGAGCUAGAAUGGUUUCCAUCCCCCAUAUUCCAGGAACUUUUUACAAAGCUGAACAGGAUGGCCAGCAUAGCAGCAGACAUGUUUGUAGGCAGGGAAAGAUAUGCUACAUUGCUAUUAAUGCGACUCACUGAAACUGUCAUUAUAUGGCUUUCUGAAGACCAAAGCUUUUGGGAUGAUAUUGAGGAAGGGCCGAGGCCUUUAGGUCCUCUUGGUCUUCAACAGUUCUAUUUGGACAUGAAGUUCGUCAUCUGCUUUGCUUCACAAGGUCGCUACUUAUCACGGAAUUUGAACCGAGUGGUCAAUGAGAUCAUAUCUAAAGCUAUGGCUGCAUUUGCUUCAACAGGGAUGGAUCCAUACAGUGUACUUCCGGAAGAUGAGUGGUUUACUGAUAUAUGUCAAGAAGCAAUGGAAAGAUUGAGUGGAAAACCAAAAGCCAUCAAUGGAGAUCGGGAUCCCAACAGCCCAACGGCCUCAGUCUCAGCACAAUCAAUCUCAUCGGUCCGAUCUCAUGGGAGCACCUAAUGCAUAAUUUGCUUCAACCUUGUCUCUGUAAAUUAGACAGCAAGCAGCAGAACCCAUUGUGGAUUUGCCAGCCCAAUCCUUGUAAUCAUAGUAAGCAUUUUUUUUUCCUUUCUCAUUUUCUUUCUUCCAGUAAAAUUUUUCUCUUCCCUUGAUUAUUUAAUUUUGAUGUUGGUUACAUUUUGAGUUAGGGUGAUGUUAUGGAUGAUGAUAAAGGGGUUAGUAAUUCUUUUGGGGUCUGUGGUUGAUAGGGCACUUGAGUUUGUAAAUGUGGAUUCCGCCAUUUGUUCUUGAAUCAAAAUUUGUACUAUUCUUUGAUUGCUGCGUUUAA